GCAAUCAAACUUUCAAGUACCAAGACUAUCGUACCAUAUGAAUACUACUAUCUUCCAUUUUGUCGUCCUGAUGGAGAUUUACUGUACAAAUCAGAAAAUCUCGGUGAAGUCAUGCGUGGAGAUCGUAUCGUAAACACUCCGUACCAGUUAUUUAUGAAAGAGGACAUAGCAUGUGCUUCUGCCUGCACAAAGGCUGAACCGGUGGAGGUAAGCGCAUCGGCAGCGAAGAGGCUGGUAGACAAUCUUCCUUCUGCUACAAAGUACGAAGUGCCGAAAACUGGAGAAGUUUUCUAUGACCUCGGCUAUAAAAUUGGCUGGGUCGGCGAGGAUGGCAAGGUAUUCCUGAAUAAUCAUUUGGAUAUAGUGAUGCUCUAUCAUGAACACAUGCCUGGAUUGUACCGUGUCGUUGGUUUUGAAGUGAAACCUCGAUCGAUAAAAUCUGUUACCUUCACAAAGGAUAAGAAGUGUACUGAUCGGAAGGAAACAAACUUUUACGAAUUAAAAGAAGAAGGUCAGCGGAUUCAUUGGACUUAUAGUGUGACAUGGGAAAUUAGUUUCUUGAGUGUAUCUAUUGUGCGUACUGUACGUCGUGAUAUUGCUCACUAUAAUAAGGACGAAGCUGAGGAUGACACUCUUGAAGAGACGGGAUGGAAGCUUGUUCAUGGUGACGUGUUCCGGCCUCCACCACAUCAGAUGAUCCUUGUGAACAUGGUAGGAACUGGUAUACAACUGCUCGUCUUUGCAAUGCUGGGAAUGUUAUCACCGGCAAGCCGUGGAUCGCUCAUGUCAGCAGCUGUGUUCUUAUUCUGUUUCAUGGGUCUCGUCAGUGGUUAUCAAGCUGGUCGCCUAUACAAGACAUUGAAGGGACGCAACCCAAUUAGAUGUGCAAUUCAGACUGGAACUCUCUUUCCAUCACUCAUUCUUGGAAGUGGAUUUCUUCUCAACUUCUUCCUCAUUAGCAAGCAAUCUUCGGGAGCUGUUCCUUUCGGCACUAUGAUUGCCUUGCUACUCAUGUGGUUCGGAAUUGACUUGCCAUUGGUGUUCCUUGGAUUUUACUUCGGAUACAGAAAACAGCCGUAUACUCAUCCAGUGCGCACAAAUCAGAUACCGCGCCAGGUACCAGAUCAGCCGUGGUAUCUGCGAACAAUACCAUGUACAUUGCUCGCAGGAGUUUUGCCGUUCGGUGCAAUGUUCAUCGAAUUAUUCUUUAUUUUCUCGGCAAUUUGGGAGAAUCAGUUCUAUUACUUGUUCGGCUUCCUGUUCAUCGUCUGUAUGAUUCUCGUUAUUAGCACGGCGCAGAUUUCUGUUGUAGCCACUUAUUUCAUGUUAUGUGCAGAGAACUAUCGUUGGUGGUGGAAGUCAUUUAUUGUCAGUGGAGGCUCUGCAGUCUAUGUCAUGGCAUACUCAAUCUUCUACUACAAUACCAAGCUUGACAUCGAAGGUUUUGUGCCGACGGUGUUGUACUUCAGUUAUUCUGCUCUGAUGGCGAUCACAUUCUGGUUCCUAACCGGUACAAUCGGAUUCUAUGCGUCAUACGCUUUCUUGCGACGUAUUUAUGCCGCUGUGAAGAUUGAUUAG
This is a messenger RNA of Ostertagia ostertagi, 1578 nucleotides long. Lineage: Eukaryota; Metazoa; Nematoda; Chromadorea; Rhabditida; Trichostrongylidae. The record is from the annotation of a GenBank genome assembly.